Molecule: messenger RNA, 462 nt
Organism: Exserohilum turcica Et28A
Lineage: Eukaryota; Fungi; Ascomycota; Dothideomycetes; Pleosporales; Pleosporaceae
Exons: 2
Coding region: 1-462 (153 amino acids)
Source: RefSeq, a predicted model, not a curated record
AUGACUGAAAAACGCAUUUUCAUUACCCCAGCUGGUGAGCGGAGAGCGCGGGAUUCUGGGUCACGUGCAAAUUUCUAUAUGGCCAUCAUCACUCUAGUUUUAGCUUUCACCGGGGCUUUUAUGAGUGGUUUCUGGUGUGCGACAUUUAUAUCAUCCUUGAAAGGAGACAUGCAAAAGCUCAUCCAGAGUGUGGAGACCUUAAAGGCCAAUUUCCAACACCAACAAUUACAACUCAACGCCUACCAUGACCAAGUUCGAAUCAUGCAUGACAAAAUCGAAGCCUCCUCCGGUUCCAUACUCAGCGAGAUCCAAAAAUUGCCGGGCCGCAUCAACGACCAGCAAUCAAAACAGCAAUAUACUCGAUGUCUCACAGAUGAUAUCCAAAAUCCGACGGCUAACAGGAUCGAAUUGUUGAAUAUCACAGGAUUGCCUGGGAAUUUUCUCGAUGGGAUAGUUCCGUAG